CUAAGCAAAAAUAAAAACAAAGCAUCUAAACAAACGAAUGUUAACUAAGGAAUCUUUUUAAUUUGUAUUAGUUUUUCUUUUUUUUUUGAACAAAUGGAACAAACAGCUAAACCAAAACGUUCUUUCAAACGGCCAUUUGCCUUUCCCAAAAACUGUGUCUACCGCCCUCUGCGGCAAAUCAGUAAUAUGGAAAAAAAUCAAAAACAAUCCUCCGAUACGCCGACCUAUUUCACACUUAAUGCACCGCCCUCGUUAAUACCAGCCAAGAAGUAUUCCGAUAUAAGUGGAUUACCGGCACCCUAUGCCGAUCCGCAUACAAAAUUACGUUAUGCCAAUGCCGAGGAAUAUGCCUCCAUGCAGCACAUGCCAUCGGAUAUAAUUAAUGGUUAUCUGACUGUGCGUGGUUAUACAAGUGCUGUGGGUUAAUCCCAACCGAUGAGGGGAGGGGAGUUGAGGGGCCAGUCAACCUAUAUACCAAUGUACAUAUGCAUAAAUUAGAAAGAAUUCUCAUAAAUAUUCAUCGUCGAACCACAACUAAAGGGGGCAUUAGGAAGUUGUAUGUACUUGUACUUGAAAUUAUCAUUACCCCUACCCUCCCUCUCCCCCACAAUGGAGCCUGAAUGACAGCAUGGCAAUUAAUUAGCUCGAAAAACCACCAUAAAAGUAAAUUUUCGUAACGACCUUCCAAUUUAAAAUUAACCAAAAUGUAAACAAACGCGUAUAAUAGAAUGAGACAACAGCAAAAGUAAGAAAGAGUGCGAAAA
Molecule: messenger RNA, 764 nt
Organism: Drosophila willistoni
Lineage: Eukaryota; Metazoa; Arthropoda; Insecta; Diptera; Drosophilidae
Product: INO80 complex subunit C
Exons: 2
Coding region: 94-426 (110 amino acids)
Biological process (GO): chromatin remodeling
Cellular component (GO): Ino80 complex
Source: RefSeq, a predicted model, not a curated record